UGAACACGAAGCUUCGUUGCUCGUCUUCAGUAGCGAAUCCGCGAGUGGCUUUGCUGGCACGGGGUGUCGAGACGCGAUCGAACGCGAGUGUUAAAGGAUUCUACGACGUUUUCAAUCGAACGAAAUAAUCCGCGAAACGGUCGAACAGUCGGGAUUCUCUUUACCGCCAUCAUCAAAACCACCCCUCUCCUCCUCCUCCUCCUCCUCCUCCUCCUCCUCUUCCUCCUUCUUCUCCUUCUCAUCUUCGUUCCUAACCUCCUUCCCCUUCCUGUCCCUACCUAUCACAUAAAAAGAAACUCCGAAAUAUAUUACGUGUAUAUCUAAAUAUAUACGUUUACAUAUAUACAUAUAUAUAUAUAUAUAUAUAUAUAUAUAUAUGUAUGUAUGUAUGUUUAUGUACGUUCAUACAUAUAUACAGUAAGAAGUUUUACGAAUGCUAAAAUUUCGCGGUCUCUUACGAAUAAUGUCCGCCAUCUUGGUUCAAAAGAAGAAGUAGUAGUAAAAGAGAUAAAGGUGGUAAAGAAAGUUCGGAAGGUAGUCGUUCUUUCGUGAAAAUAGUGCAAGUGGAAGAGAGAAUCUACGAUCCGCAAAAAUCAAAGAAAGAAAGAAAGAAAGAAAAGAAAAGAAAUAUAGACAGUGAGACAGAUAGAGCAAGAAAAAGAAAGAGAGAGAGAGAGAGAGAGAGAGAGAGAGAGAGAGAGAGAGAAGGAAAAAAAGAAAGAAAGAAAGAAGAGAUAGCUGCUUUUCACGGGAAGUUAUUCCCAAAGGAGAUUCAAGCUUGCUUUCAACUUUGUAUACCUAACCUCGUUUCGUAGUAAAGAAACGAGAGAUUCUUGGUUCUCGAAAUAAAACGAAGAGAAAUAAAGAAAAAAAAAAAAAAAAGGGAGAAAUAGAUACUAUACGAUAUUAUUAACGAUCGGAUCGGAUCGAUUACUUUUUUACGAUCGUUUUACGUCCUCGUAAUAAUUAUGUCGUAGAUUAAUACGUAUGAUUGGACGGUGAAAAAGUGUAUCUGACUAGUUGCCAAAAAGCAUUGAAACUGAACGUUUUACGUAAGAGAAACCAUGUAGUAGCCCGUUUUCAAUUCGUACAUACAUAUGUUCAUAUAUAUAUAUAUAUAUAUAUAUAUAUAUAUGUAAUGUAUGUAUGUAAUAUAUGAAACACUCGUAUUGAAAUCCAUUGGGUUAAAAUCCAGUGUGGAUGAUACCUUUAAAGGGUCCUUUUCCAAUUUCAAAUUGGAAGCUUCUUUUGCCUGCCCCUUUCGAGGGCAUUGAUCCAGAAAGAGAUACAUAAGUGUAUAUAUAUAUAUAUAUAUAUCGUUUCAACCGUUAUUAUCGCACAUCUGGAAAACUGGAACCAUGAAGAACGCUUAUCCAGUCGUAACGGCAGCCUCGUCCAAUCCGGUCGAUUCGGUCGAUUCGGUCGAUUCUUCAAUAAGUCGGGAUAUAUCAAAGGACGAGAUCGAUGAUCAAACGUCACCAAUAAUAAGACUCAAACUCGACAAGCCAUUGCAUUGGUAUUGGGAACUUACGACUACGGCCGACGACACCCUUCCGGUUAUACAAUUGUUGGAUAAGGACGGUCGUUUAUUGGUCGAGACAACAGGUAAAACUGCUCAAAGGGCUAGAGGCUCUUUUCGCGAAGGUUUGAUUAAUUACGAAAAAUUUCCUUUGUCUCCUAAAAUAUCGAGAUCCACGUCGGUUAAUUCCAAACGUGAACCAAUGCAAUCGAGCGGUAAUCGUAAUGUCGACGGUUUCAGUAACAAAUUUGGACCAUUUGAGUUUGGUUACAAACCGAGAAAAUCCAGGAGCGACGCCAGUAUCAAGGUCAUUCGCGAUAAAAAAAUUAAAAACAAAGAGAACGACAAAGAGAUCGUUAAGAGAUAUUCGACCGGUGAUUUUCUACGCCGACAGAUUUUAGACGAUUUAAGAACGAAGAAUAUGUUUGACAAAAGCCCCGAUGAGAUUGCCAAGGAACGUUGUAGAAAGGUCAAGGCUUAUUUGAAAGGUCAAAGCGAUAUUGUUCAUUCGUCUAAUCGUAAAAUUAAUCGCGAUUAUUCGAAUGCAUUCGUACGGUCCAAUGAUAAAUUAGAUAAGAUCGAAUCGGAAGAGGAUCAUGGAUCCGAUGAGAAUAAUAAAUCGAAAUUUUAUCUAUAUAACACGAAUGACGAUAAUGUCGUUGAAUCGUUUAACAAAGAUUAUGUUGAUUCUGAUAAGCUCGUUAAAAUUCGUAGUUUUCUAACUGAGAAAUUGCGUGAAAGAAUGGAAUCUAAUAAAAAUGUGGAUAAUAAUUUGACGAUUAAAAAAUUAUAUUUCGAUCGUAAGAACGUCGUCGAUUCUAAUAAUAUCGGAACGCAUUAUCGUACGAGAAAGGUAAGAAGCGAAACGAACGUAAUUAAUUCGUCAGGAAGAAGGAUGAGAUUCGAAAAGGAGAAUCAGGAGGAUAAUAAUGAUGAUGAUGAUGAUGAUGAUGAUGAUGAUGAUCAUGACGAUGAUGACGAUGAUAAUAAUGAGAAGGAUAUGAAUUUACGAGGAUCUUUUGGAUUUAACGAUAGUGAAAAGAAAAAUGGACGCAACGUACGUUCUGUAUCAUCUUCGUACGUUAAGAAAAAUAAUUAUCGUCGAUCGAAGAGCGACGCCUUGCUCGUAAGAAGAUCUAAUGAAUUCAUCGAACAACAAAGAAAAUAUAAAUCCACUAGGAGAGAAUCUACGGAUAAAAGGAGAACAUAUCGUAAAACGAAAAGCGAUCUUCAUUUUGAUAAUCCUAACACCGAGAAGGAAUUGGAUAGGAUCGAAAGAUCCUGGAAGGAUUAUAAGGAAAGAAAGAAACUUGAGAAACUUCAAAGAGAGAGGGAUUUGAAGGAGAAGAAUGAGGAAGAAGUGGAAGAGGUGAAGAUGAAGAAGAAUGAAGAAAAAGAGGAUAAUUUUAUGUGGAAUAAGAUAAGAACAACGAAGGACAUUAAAAGGGAAUUAUGCGUUACGAGAAAUUGUAAAGUAUGCCAAAAUCUUCGUAAUUCUUUAGGAUCAACUAUUAACAACGAUAUUAUAUGUCCCUUCGAUAAUAAUAAUGUUAUUGAUCGUAUUACCAUUGAAAAAUCAAUUGAUCCUAAUUCCCAAUCGUCGUCCAUUAUCGUCUCGCCCGAUUUUGGAUACAAUUCGAUACACAAGGCCGCGUUCAAAGAUUAUCGGGAAUUGUAUGCACGUUCGAACGUUAAAAAGAGUGCAACGUUUAAAAUAAUAGACGGUAGCGAGGAACACGAGGAUAGCUUUAAGGAAGAUGACGAUUCGAAUUUGAUCGAUGAUAAUGAAUCACGUCGUCAGGAUAAAACCGAAACGUUGCCAUUGAUUAAUAAAUCGAACGAGGACAUAGCCAGGGAUUAUUUCAAACGCGUUUACGAACUUUUGAAGAAACGUCAAGAGGAGGCACGUAAGAUAGCUGAGAAACGCGACGUCAUUGGAUACGACGAUUCUUCAUCCUCGAAUUAUGUCGAAGAAGUACGAAGGAGGAAGCACAGGCGUAGAAAGAGAGAUCCUGCUCAGGGUGAGGAAUUGGUAACGGUGACUCCGUCGAACGGAGGACAACAAGACAAUUGGAAGAUUCAACAACAACUACAACAACAACAACAACAACAACGUUCUCGCGGACAGUUGCAAGCGGUGAAUAAACGAAUUCGUCCGAGCCCGCCCCCGCCACCGCCGCCGCCACCACCACCUCCGCUUAUAUCUUGCAAGGUCAAUGCCAAGGAUAUUGGCAAGUAUUUUGAUUGGCCGAACAAGGAGAAUACGCCUGGAAAUGCCGUGAAUAAUAAUAAUUCAAUUGCUAAGGGUGCAGUCAGUAAAAAGGCAAGGAAUUUUGUUCAACAAAAGAAGGAUCAAGAAAAAGAGGAGGUGGUGGGGGAAGGUUGGUGGAGGCAGGAGGAAGAGGAGAAGGAGGUGGGGAAGAAGGAGGAAGAGAAGAAAGAGAAAGAGGAGAAGAAAGGGGAGAAAAAGGUGGAAGAGGAAGAGGAAGAGGAAGAGGAAGAGGAAGAGGAGUCAAUAAACGAAAUGGGCUCGAAUCUUAGCAGGCACAAUGGCAAAGGCCUAACUGGCCGUAGAACACAAUCUUCGGGAAACUUGUGCGAACCACCCAAGGGAAAGUUCAAUGGUAUGGGGAAAAUUCUGGUGCCUUGCUCUAGCAGCUCACAGAGAGAAAGCAGGUAUAAGUUUUGUGGCUCGCUACCGAACCAUUUAGAUGACAAGGAUGUUCUGGAUGAUGAUCGAAGAGAGAACAAUAAUAUCAUGUCGGAUACCAUUAGUGGAAAUCUCGGAGGUACGUUGCCACACAAGAAACGAUCCUUGGGAGUACAUUUCUCUGACGGUGGGCCCACUGGUGCUUUGGAUCUUGUUAAACAUCGAUCACAAGAUUCCUUGGACGAGAAUGAUCCUUGGAGAUAUCAACAGAGCGAUUUGGAUUUGGUAAGAUGCCGACAUGGUAAUUUUGAUUCGGUAAGAAGAAAUCGUAGCAUCGAUACGAUCAUAAACGAUACAAAUCGGCGUUGUUACAAUCAUCGUGAAACAUCAAUAGAGGAAAGAUGCCAACGUAAUUCGGAUUUGGAUCUUGUCGGUACAAUUCCAAAGCGCAAACAGGAAACUACACGUAGCGUUAUUUCUAAAGGUAUCGACGGUAAUACAUCGAUGGGUACACAAUUUCCCGUUACGAACAAAUUUGACGUUAGCUCGUCCGACGACGAUUUACUUAUGCGAGUAUUGCAUAAACCGGAUUGUGAAUUGGUGAAACAUCGACAGCAGGCAUUGAACAAGUGCGUCGAUUUGAAACUCAGUAAGCUCGGUGGUAUUGGGGGUGGUACUGGAACCGGUGAACCGCAGGAUCAAGGAUAUGCUUCUGAGCGUUCGCCCGAGGACGAACAUCCACCAUCAUUGCCUGGACAACCAUUUCCAAGUGUAACACCCGAGAGCACUUUCCGAGUGACGUUACAAAAGAGCAGUCGAGGUCUAGGCUUAAGCGUUUCCGGUGGUGGUACUGCAGGACCUGUCAGAGUAAAAAGGCUCUUCCCAUUACAACCCGCCGCAUUGUCCAACAAACUUCAACCAGGAGAUAUACUCCUCGCCGCCAAUGGAAUUCCUUUAACCGGUUUAACGAAUUACGAAGCAUUAGAAGUAUUACGAACGACCCCGAACACGGUCGAGCUGGUAGUGUGCAGACUUCCGGGUGACACAAAUGUCACACCACCUGGUGCUCCCCCACCACCUCCAGCACGUCGUGAGCCGCCGCCACCAUUACGAAUUCCAAAUCCUCUGCCGCCACUUCAAAUUGAGCCCUGUGGCGAAUUCGAUAUAGAAAUGAUGAAAGUAGGAGGUAGCUUAGGCUUCACCCUGAGGAAGGCUGACAGCAGUGCAUUGGGCCAUUACGUGAGAGCACUCGUCCGUGAACCGGCUCUCAGCGAUGGUAGGAUUCGUCCUGGUGACAAGAUCGUCGCGGUUGAUGGUGCACCGCUUUCACCGAUGAGCCAUGAAGAGGCUGUGGCACUCUUGAGACAGUGUGGACCAAAGGUGAAGCUUCGAUUGUAUCGUGAUCUGGCACAAACACCGGUUUCCGCUUUAUCACCUACUGAACCGGAUCAUCCUCUUCGUCCACCGCGAACCUGUCUAAGACAAGAAGCCGUGGAUAUGCUGUGCGAUUUAGCAGCUCGAAAACUAUCACCAGGUACAUCGAGUGGUUCCAGUUGUUUGCAAUCACCUGCCGCAUCCUGUACUUCACCGAGAAGACACCGACGACUCGCUACUCGUACACCCACUGCCGAUAACGAUCAAGAGAUCCCGGAGAAAUUUCACGAAGGACAAACAGCAUCUAUAGGGAGUCAGGCUGAGACUUCGGAUUCCGAUCAGUGUUCCGUAAGAACGCAAAUAACGAAUUCGCAAGCUAAUACACCGAUCUCCAAUACGGAUAUCAUCAUAGAUCCACCGUCACAAUAUCACGUAUGCGAGACAACCGAUUCACCAUUGAGAACUCCAACUCGGCCAAGUUUCUUAGAUCUAUCCGCGCCUCAAGGGAAGCCACAUUUUCAAUUUUGCAGCGCCGACUCGGACGAAUAUCCGGUCGAGACUAUGUUAUUCUCCGAAAAGGAUUCCAGUUGUUCGUUCGAGACCGAUUAUCAUGGAAAGGAAAUCCGUGGAUUGUCAAGCGACGAACAGGACAAUGAUUUGCCAUCUGAACCUGCCUCAAUGCCACCAGUACUCUCGUCGACUAGCAGUAAUAGUACUGGUGGUGCCUUCAGUUACAAAAAUCCUGCCUAUCAGAGUGCUAAUCCAGCAUGCGGCGUUACCAUUGACGCCGUAUCAAAGAACAAAGUUACGCAUUCAAGCGAUCAAGAUAUACCAGGUAAGAUUCUUGGAACGGAAGAUCCAGCUGGUAGCAAGGGUUUGUUAAAGUGGAAGGGAGUUAUGUUUGCACCUAGCGACGAUAUGAACGAGUGCGAGAAAGACGUAACCAAAGUCGAUAAAGAUAAUUUGGACUCAACGAUAUCUUCUGAGGGUCAUGAUGAACAGGGAAACGAAGUGUUCAUGGUAGAAUUGACACGCGGAUGGAAUAGUCGAUUAGGUUUCAGUUUAAAGUCCGAAGACAAUCACACUGUGAUAUCGGUGGUACAUCCUGAUAGUGUAGCAGCUAGAGACGGAAGAUUGAAACAGGGCGACGUCUUGUUAAUGGUUAACGAUGAGAGUGUCGAAAGUAUGUCGACGGCUGAGAUAAUAGACUUGUUACGUAAGAUACGCGGUUCUAUAGGUAUUACGGUGAUGAGAAAGAACAAGCAAGAAAAUGCAACGUGACAGUAAAAAUCGAUUAGGUGUCUGAUUAAACGAUCAUAAAAGAUAAAAAAAAAAAACACACACACACACACACACAGAAAAAGGAUUAAGGAUAAAGGAAAAAAAGUUAAAAAAAAGAAUGGGGACAAAAAGAGAAACGGAUCAGAGAGAGAGAGAGAGAGAGAGAGAGAGAGAGAGACGUUCAUUGGAACGAGCUUAGAACGUAUAGGAUAUACAAUGUUCACGAUCAAUAGAUCCAUGUAGAUCGUGGAACUUCAUGAUCGAUAAUAAAAAGACUGCAUUUCCUAUACAUAUGUAUGUAAGAGCGUGAAGGAAUAACAUAUAUAAUUGAAAUUAAAUAGAUGAGUUUCCUCCCGAGAGAAAGAAAAAAUAAAUUUUAAGAGCGAAAGAAGAGAGAGAGAGAGAGAGAGAGAGAGAGAGAGAGAGAGAGAGAGAGAGAGAGAGAAUUAUUUUUCAGCAGAAGCGCGGGUUACUUAUUGAACUUUUACUAAAAAAAAUAAAUUAAUUAAUUAAUUAUUUAAUAAAAAAAAAAAAAAAAAAAAAAAAAAAAAAAAACAAAAAAAAAAGAAAAGAGAAAGAAGUGAACGAGAAUAUACGAAUAAAAAAGAAAAAAAAGAAAAUAAAAAAGAAAGAGAAAGGAUAAAAAAUAAAUCAAAGUGUUCAUCGUAUUUAUGAAAAAUCGUGAAUGUAUAUCCCGUUGGAGCAAUGGGAUUCGUUUGAAAUAAUGAAAAGUCAAAUAAUGCGAUAUCGAUCGCCCCGCUCCCACUCCCCCGCCCCCUCCCCCUCACCCCUCGAAUCUCCACGUAAUAUAUAUAUAUAUAUAUAGUUUCUUAUAAUUUUUAUUGUUCACCGCGAUAAUGAAUUAUUUUAUUAUAUCAAUUUCGCGGGAGUCACGAUUGGCGUCGAUUAUUUUUCUUCGUUUUUCUUUUUUUUUUUUUUUUUCUUUUAUUUUGUUUUUUUCUUUCCUUUUCUUCUUUUUCGUAAAUUCGACCAAUUAAAGGUACUCCAAUAAUUGUCGUAUACAAUCAUGUACUUAUUAUUCCUAAAAGACAAUAUUUCCUUAAAUGAUUAAUGCACGUUCGAAUAUAAUUGAUAAUUAAAUGUCAUUGUCGCAAGGAAAAAAAACAAAAAAAAAAAAAGAAAAAAAAAAGAAACAAACGAACAAGAAUUGAAAUUUCUCAUAAUCAAACGAUCAUAAUCAAAAUAUUUCACUUUUAGAAUUCUUCGUACGAUUAAUGAUAAUAAAUUUAAAUCUCGUCUUUUUGAAUCUAGGCAAGAGAGAGAGAGAGAGAGAGAGAGAGAGAGAAAAGAAGAAAAGGAAAAAAAAAGAACAAAAGGAAUAAGAAAAAAAAGAAAGAAAGAAGAGGAAAAAAAACAAAACAAAAGAAAAAAACGAAAUAAGAGAGAAAGAAAAAUAUAUUAAUUAUGUAAAUUAGAUUAAAUUUUAAAUGAAAAUUAAAUUGAACGAACGUUGAUUGAAUAUAAGCUUCUAUACACGCUGAACAUAUCUCAUAACAAAAAAAAAAAAAAAAAAAAAAAAAAAAAACAAACAAACAAACAAACAAACAAACAAAACACAUACAUGUACACGCAUUCUCUGUAAUAAAAGAAAGGAAGAAAAAAAAAAAAGAGAGAAAAAAUGAAAAAGAAAAAAGACAAAAAAAUAAAAAAAAAAAAAUAAAAAAAAAACAAAAGAAAAUAAGAAUAAAUAACAAUAAUAACUUAUCGUCGAUUCACAAGUCACGGGCUUUAGGAAGCAUAUUUGAAAAUGCGUAGUCUUAUAGGGGAAAAAAAAAAAAGAAAAAGAAAAAAAAAAAAAAAAACUUGUAAAUCUCGAUUCGCUCAAAAUAAUUUUUAAAAUAUUUCGCUAUCCUGUGACGGGCAAUAAUGUUAAAUAUUUAUAAAUAGAUUUUCGUGCAAUAUCGAUAAAAUCGGUUUCAUUGCGAUCGAAUAAAAUCAAUCGAUGAUUCAAUUCAUUCAAUGACCUCUCAAAAUUAACUUUAAGAAAAGAAAUUAGUUAAUAAUCUUUAUUUAUUUAUUAUUAAAAUUCUAUACAUUGAAUAUAUAUACACAUGCACGCAUACACACGUACACGCGCCACAAACCACAUACAAACACACGAAAUAUCGACUGCACACAGGAGAAAGUCCGCUUGUAGAAUAUUUUUCGAGAGUGUUGUAUCAACGAUCGAGUAACUACCUCGCGUGAUGCCAUACCAUGUAGGAUAAAACAAUGUUUAAAACAACAACAACAACAACAAAAAAAAGGCAAAAAAAAAAAACAAAAACAAAAAGUAGUAUAUGAAUGUUAAUUGUUUUCCCUUUUUUCUUUUUUUUUUUUUUUCCCCACCCCCAUUAUAGAAACGUCCAUUAUAGAUCUAUUGAAAUUACAUAAUCUCAUAAUCUCGUUCCUGUAUUUCCUGUAUCAGUACUGCAUUUGUAUUGAGUAACAGGAACGAUAAUAAAAUCGUCUCUUUAUCACCACGGUGCAAUAAAAAGUUAUUGAGAUUUAAAAAAAA
Messenger RNA from Vespa mandarinia (Asian giant hornet), 9342 nucleotides. RefSeq lists its product as uncharacterized. Gene Ontology annotation, molecular function: protein binding. NCBI's taxonomy places the organism in Eukaryota, Metazoa, Arthropoda, Insecta, Hymenoptera, Vespidae. The record is from RefSeq and is a predicted model, not a curated record.